AGAAAUUGAGAAAACAUAUAUCAUAACAACAGAAUUGAUCAAUUUAAAUGGUAAUAACGUAGGUUGAUCAAGUUUUACAAUGUCUCGCCCAAGACCCAGUAAAGCUAUAUAGGCUGAAGGGUGAAUUUUGAAGCAGACAAAGUUUUCAAGAGGGUGAAUGGGUCCGGUCAGCUGCCAUUAUGCCUUGUCAACUAUGUCAUGCAUGCAGCGGUCAAUUGAACCCGUAAGACCUUUUCUUUUUCAGUUAUGUUCGUUACUAUAAAAACCUUCCAUUGCCUCCCUCCAUUUUCAUCAUCAACCUCUGAAUUAAUUCUCAUCCUACAUAUCACAAACACAUUAGAGAAGCCAGAGAAAUUAGAAAGCCGAUACAUUUUCUCAAAAAAGAAAAGGGAAAAUCCAUAUACAUUAAUAUGGCCUCUUUACAAGCUUCAAGUUUUCUUGUCUCUUGUAGUUGUUCAACAAGAAUCAAAGCUGCCAUUUCUGUACCUAAGCUUCCAGGAAUUCGUAUUUCAGUUCCGAGAAAUGCAUUAAAUGUAGUUGAGGAUCUGAAUUUAAGAGAUGGGUUCACAAGUGCAAUCCCAAUAGAGAAGAUUAAUACUGCCACUAACACAAGGAUUGAUCAAGAACCAGCAACUACUAGAGCAACAGUCAAGCUUUAUGCCAUCUUGGAAGCCGUUGCAGAUAGAGUAGAGAUGCACAAAAACAUUGGGGAGCAACGUGACAAUUGGAACAAACUUCUUUUGGGUUCAAUUAACAUGAUCAUUCUUACAGCCGCAACCAUGGCUGGUGUAUCAGCAGGAGCUCCUCUUUUAGCUUUGAAGUUAUCAUCAACGCUUUUAUUUUCUGCAGCUACUGGAAUGUUACUGAUCAUGAACAAAAUCCAACCUUCACAGCUUGCAGAAGAGCAAAGAAAUGCCACAAGAUUGUUCAAGCAACUUUAUAGACAAAUACAAACUACACUUGCUCUUCGUGAUCCUACGGAGUUAGAUGUGAAGGAUGCCAUGGAGAAAACUUUGGCUCUUGAUAAAGCUUACCCUCUUCCUUUGUUAGGAAGCAUGAUUGAAAAGUUCCCUGAAAAGUUUGAGCCUGCUGUGUGGUGGCCUAAAUCAAAUGAGACCCAAGGUAGGAAACAGCCUAAAAAGGUGACUACACAAGGAAAGAAUGGGUGGAGUGAAGAUCUUGAAGAGGAGAUGAGGGAGGUGAUCGAAGUGAUAAAGAAGAAAGACAGUGAAGAUUAUAUGAGGCUUGGCAACUUGGCAUUGAAGGUAAACAAAAUCUUAUCUAUCUCAGGUCCACUACUCACUGGCAUUGCAGCUGCUGGGUCUGCCUUUGUAGGCCAUGGAUCUUGGGCAGCAAUUGUGGCAGUGACAGCAGGAGCAUUAGCUAGCACGGUCAAUACCUUCGAGCAUGGUGGCCAGGUUGGUAUGGUGGUUGAAAUGUAUAGAAACUGCGCUGGAUUCUUUACACUUUUGGAAGAAUCAAUUGAAUCUACAAUUCAAGAAGGGGAUUUGGAGAAAAGGGAAGGAGAAAUGUUUGAAAUGAAUGUAGCAUUGAAACUUGGAAGAAGCUUGUCACAGCUUAGAGAACUUGCUAGAAAAUCUUCUUCUCGUGCUGAUGGAACAGGCAUAGAUGACAACCGGAAUGUUACUUAUCAUGGACAAAAUCCGACCUUCACAGCAGAAGAGCAAAUAAAUGCCACAAGAUUGUUCAAGCAGCUUUAUAGCCAAAUACAAACUACACUUGCUCUUCGUGAUCGUAAGGAGUUAGAUGUGAAGGAUGCCAUGGAGAAAAAUUUGGCUCUUAAUAAGAAAACACAAGGAAAGAGCGAAUGGAGUGAAGAUCUUGAAGAGGUGAUAAAGACAAAAGACAGUGAAGAUUAUAUUAGACAAGGCCACUUGGCAUUGAAGGCAAACAAAAUUUUAGCUAUCUGUGGUCCAUUACUCACUGGCACUGCAGCUUCUGGGUCAGCCUUUGUAGGCCAUGGAUCUUGGGCAGUAAUUGUGGCAGUGACAGAAGGAUUCUAUAUAUACAUUUUGGAAGAAUCAAUUGAAUCUACAAUUCAAGAAAGGGAUUUGCAGAAAAGGGAAGAAGGAGGAAUGUUUGAAAUGAAUGUGGCAUUGAAGCUUCUCGCAGUUUAG
This is a messenger RNA of Populus euphratica (Euphrates poplar), 2138 nucleotides long. RefSeq names its product probable F-box protein At4g22030. The transcript has 4 exons. Bases 411 to 2138 code for a protein of 575 amino acids. NCBI's taxonomy places the organism in Eukaryota, Viridiplantae, Streptophyta, Magnoliopsida, Malpighiales, Salicaceae. The record is from RefSeq and is a predicted model, not a curated record.